AUGCGACACAUUCUAAAUGAUUUUAAGGUUGUAGAACCUACAACCCUUGAUUUAAUUACAACAAAUGAAUCAAAGGAUAAAUCUGCAGUGAAUAAAAAUAAGCAACUUCUUGAGAAAAUCCUUUGGUCCAAAUGUAAAUUGAAUUUUAAGGUGCUUCAACCAAAAAUAUAUGAUAAAAGCGUGAGGAAAAAGAAAGGUGAUCCUGUCAAAUUUUCAGGCGAUAAAAUACAACUUGGACCAGGCUUAACGCAGAAUGAAGAAUCAAUAAUUAGUUUAAAAGCUGGUAUUUUAGAAUGCUCUACUAAGUCAGGGAAUAAGUUGUGGGUGGAUAAUAACCAAAAAAGAUAUGUUCCGGCUGCAGGAGAAUUUGUACUUGGAAUAGUGACACAUAAAACUUCAGAAUUUUAUCGUUUGGAUAUUGGAUCUGCUCAUCAAGCAAUCCUAUCUAAUUUGGCGUUUGAGAAUAUAGGAAGUUUAAUAUAUGCAAGAGUUUUAUUAGCAAAUAAAGAUAUGGAACCAGAACUUGGAUGUGUUAACCCAGACAAUGGUAAAGCUGAUGGAUUUGGUGAAUUGAAAAAUGGCUAUUUAUUAAAAUGUUCUUUAAGACAUUGUAGAAGAUUAUUGUUUAAACAAUCUCCAAUUCUAUCAUUGCUUGAGAAAAAAGUUCCAUCUCCAUUUGAGAUUGCGAUAGGAAUGAAUGGUCGUGUAUGGAUAAAUGGUAAAGAUGGUGAUGAUUCAAUAAGGAAUACAAUAUUUAUUUAUAAUGCUAUAAAAAAGUCAGAAAACCUUGAUAAAAAUGAGUGUAUCAAACUGAUUCAGAGUCUCAAUAUUUAG
This is a messenger RNA of Entrophospora candida, 834 nucleotides long. The record is from the annotation of a GenBank genome assembly. NCBI's taxonomy places the organism in Eukaryota, Fungi, Glomeromycota, Glomeromycetes, Entrophosporales, Entrophosporaceae.